Etheostoma cragini (Arkansas darter) is the source of this 1575-nucleotide messenger RNA. RefSeq names its product epithelial stromal interaction 1 (gene epsti1). The record is from RefSeq and is a predicted model, not a curated record. The transcript has 10 exons. Bases 59 to 1090 code for a protein of 343 amino acids. NCBI's taxonomy places the organism in Eukaryota, Metazoa, Chordata, Actinopteri, Perciformes, Percidae.
AUAGAACAGAGUAUGUACAGUCCAGCUCGUUUCAGUCAGGCUUCACCGAUACAGCAUAAUGGAGCCUUAUCAAAACCAAAGAGGCACAAAACAACAUCCGGACGCAGGGAGCGGUAUCAAGUUCCCAGACAACACACCAGGAGCAUCUGGAAGUGAGCCCACACCUGAGAAUCCCGACAGAGAUGCACCUGACGGCAGCGGCAACCCGCCAGCGACAGACAGGCAGCCACAGUACUCAGGUGGAUUCACCGUGAUCCCGCCGAAUGAGUCCCGGCGAAACAACAUCAGAAUGAUUGCUCAGAAAGAAGAGGAGGCUCUUCAGAGAUGGAGAGAGGAAAACAAACCUCCCCCUGUGCACGUGAAAGAGAGGCUGGGUGGUAAUGCAACAUUGGCUGCAGCCAGGGACAGGCAGCUUGCAGAAUUACGUAGUGCCAAACUGCAGAAGAAGCUGAAAAAGGAAGAGUUUGACAGGAGGAAAAGACAAGAAGAAGAGGAGGAGUUACAGAAGAUGAAAGAUGAACAGAGGGAGAAGGCCGAGCGCCUGCAGAAGAAGAGGCAACAGGAGGAGCAGAGGAGGAGGGAGCAGUUAAGUCAGGAUCACACCAGGAGGACUGAGAAGUUUUUGCAGAGAUUUGAGAGUACGGACCCACGUCCGCUGGCAUCCAGCAGUGCCACACUCACGUCAUCUAGGAGUGAAGCUGUGGAGAGUAAACAGGAGUCAACAAGUGGGAGAGACGUACAGCUGGAACACAGGAGGGUGAACUCGGCCUUCCUCGACAAACUCGAAGGUCGAGGCAGCGAGAAAGAGACAAAGGAGGAAGCCGUUUGGGAGGUAGAGCGUCCCUUCAUGUCCACAAAUGAAGACACCCCUAGAAACCAACUCCCCGUGGUUCACCUGAACCCAGACCCAGAACAGGGCUACUAUGACUGGACAGACGAAGCCGGGCCGGAGCCUGACGUUGACUGGGCCUUGAUGAGACUGAUGAGCAGCUAUCCAGACUUCAGCAAAGUCUUCCUAGAGGACAUCCUCGACCAGUGCAACAGCGAUUAUGAUCAGGCCUACACACUGCUCGACUGCACACUGAAUUAAGUUUGAUUUAUCUUUAAUGAGGUCUGCCUUUACCUAAAUAAUGCGUUUGACAUUUAAGGAGUUGGGCCAGGUGAAAAUGUAUAACCAGUGUUCAUGAUGAUACAGAACAUAAGUAAUUUAUAUCUGGUGUUUGAGAAAUGCAAAUGCUGACUCCACAGCUGCAUUAAAUAUAUACCUACAGAGUGGUAUGUGCUUUGUGUAAUCUGUUUUAGAUUAUGCUAUAAAUCAUGGGUGUCAUGCAUCUGUUUGCUUGCACUCGUGAGUCAUUUUCACCCUGACACGGAGCUGAAUUGAUGUUUGUUUCCACCAGUUUACUUGAAGGUCAUCGCCAUGACUCACAAUCUUCAGAUCAUAUUUGGGGCUCUUAAUUAAAUCAGUGUGUGUAGACGGAAGAAAUCUCUACCCAAAUACAAGAUGCUUUUUUGUUUGUCUCAUAAUCAAACUUGCAUGCGAUGUAUCUAUAGCAGGAUUCUUCAGGAUACAAC